CGAACAUGCAACGUUGAAUCUUUUUUCACGUAGCGAACGACCCGACCGAGCGCCGAGGCACAGAUGUAGUUCGACCGCCGGUCAUUGCCUUCCUCCUGCUGGUUCCUCCCCCGCCGUUCGCCUAACACGAUCGCGCCCGGUCUGGCGACGAUGCAGUCAUGGCGUCUGACCGCAUCUCCACCGUUAUUGACAGCCUGAUAAGCCAUCUGGUUCCCAAUAAGCCCAACGAGGACGAGGACGCCGUGCAAGAGAGGCACGAUGCCUGCUUUGAAAUUGUCAAAUCCAUAAUUGACAGCCCUCCAAGCCCCGGAAUAUCCUCCGACGUUAAUCAUGCCUCCGACCUCAUUAAGCGCAAGCUCAUCCAGGCCGACCCGAACGACGCCCUUCGCUUCUCUAACCUCUAUUCGAGGCUUUUGGCUCUACCUGUGCUCAAGCACAAGUGGGCCAUCCUAUAUCUCCUCUAUCAGCUCUCCGACUCCCCAGACCCCGACGAGCCAAUACCCCUGAGCCCGGUGAGACCAUCGGCGCCAAACUAUCGGGAAACCAUCAACCGUGAGGCUCUCAAGCGCCAGAGUAGAGAUCGCUCAAAGACAUCGACCCCAGUGUCGCGACUCGAGGCGGAGCAGUUCAAAGAUGCGUUCCAGCCAGACGGACUUCGGAAGCUACCGGCCAAGGAACCAGGGCAGGUCGACAACGACAAGCACAACCCACCGAGGAGGGACGUGUCCCUAAAGUCCACCCUUCUCGCUAGCAACAAUGCUGAAAGCGAUCCUCCAGAAGCUGCCAUUCUUCGCGACCUCCCCUACACCCUCCAAGGCGUCUCCUCUACCACUCUACCCUUCUUGAACCAGGCAACGUUGAAACUACCGCCGACACUCCCUCUCCCUUUGCUUUCUCUUCUUCACACCUUGGCAGAACCGUCUCUACUCUAUCGCGGUCUGGAUGCGUUUUGCAAGACCCCCGCUCAAGGUCUGCUGGGGCAGAGCUUACGAUCCGCCAUUAGCGGCGAAUUGCGUUCCUAUCUGAGCCUCAUCGCGACCCUCGAGGCGCAGAUUCGAAGGGCGCUCUCAACCAUAGACGAUAGUUCCCCACCCGGCGCCAUUGGGAAAGCCGGCGUGACCCUCAAAAGAUGUGUGGUCUGGACGCGAGAGGCGACGAUGGGCCUGCGAUUGAUGAGCUUGAUUGCUGAGGAGUCUGAGAGCCAAAAAGGAGGACAGCUCAUCACCUUGAUUCACAGCUUUUCCUCGUCUCAUGGCGAUCCGGUGGUCGCCGCUUUUGCGGAACGACUGCUCGGAAGCUUCACACGCCCCUUCUACGACAUCUUGCGCCACUGGAUAUACGACGGCGAGCUUCUCGACCCCUAUCGCGAGUUCUUCGUCAGAGAGCAGCUUGCCAACGGCGACAUCAACAAGAAAAAGGUGGCAGGCAACGUGUGGGAGGACAAAUAUGAGAUCGACCAUGACAUGAUACCCAGCAUCAUCACGCAAGACUUUGCUCAAAAGGUGUUCCUGAUCGGCAAGUCACUCAACUUCAUCCGCCACAGCUGUGGUGACUCGGUCUGGGUGGAGGACUACUCCAAAGCGGCUUCCAAGGAGCUCAGGUACGGUGACACGGCAACUCUCGAGGCGUGGAUCGACGAAGCAUACAAGACGACUAUGAAGCGUCUGAUGGAUCUCAUGGCCAACAGAUUCAACCUAUUUGAUCAUCUCCAAGCCUUGAAGAACUAUCUUCUCCUCGGCCAAGGGGACUUUAUUGCCUUGUUGAUGGAGUCUUUGGCUGCGAACCUGGACCGGCCCGCCGGGGCACAAUAUAGGCACGCUCUUACGGCUCAGCUCGAGCACGCAAUCCGAGGGUCGAAUGCACAGUACGACUCUCCCGAGGUCUUGCGCCGGCUGGAUGCCCGGAUGCUGCAGCUGUCCCAUGGAGACAUCGGUUGGGACUGCUUUACCCUCGAGUACAAGAUCGACGCACCCGUCGAUGUUGUCGUGACGGAAUGGGGAAACCGCCAGUACCUCAAGGUGUUCAACUUCCUGUGGCGGAUAAAGAGGGUUGAGUUCGCGCUACUCACGUCGUGGCGAAACUGCAUGACGGGCUCGCGCGGCGUCCUGCAAAGCUCGGACCCGGCCGUGAUGCAGACAUGGAAGUCGACCCGUGGGACACUCGCGGAAAUGAUACACUUUGUGGGCCAGCUGCAGUACUACAUUCUCUUCGAAGUCAUCGAGUCGUCAUGGGGUGAGCUGCAGAAGCGGAUCCAGAAGGAGGACUGUACGCUUGACGACCUCAUCAAGGCCCACGAGCGUUACCUCACCAACAUCACGCACAAGGGCCUCCUCGGCGCGAAGCGCAAGCUCCACGGCUUGGACGAGGACGACCGCGCGUCGUACCUCGCCCAGCUGAGCGAGCUCCUGCGCCUCAUGCUCCACUACAGAGACUCCAUGGACGGUCUGUACAGCUGGAGCUUGUCCGACUUUACACGCCGGCAGGAGGCCGACGUGCGCGGGCACGUUCUCCUCGACGACGGCCCGGCGAACGGCGCCGUGCCAUCCGAGUUCCCCGUGCUGCAGGAGCGGCUGCGCAACCUGGGCCAGUCGUUCCGUUCGCGGCUCCAAGUACUGCUGGGCGACCUCGCUUACCAGCCCGACGUGGACAUGCGCUUCCUCGGCGUGGCCAUGAACUUCAACGACGUCUACCAGCCAACGAAACGGCGCAGCAAGGCUCCAGUCGCCACCGGCGGUGGUGCGACGUCGUCGGCCAACACUUCCAAGGGGUGACGAUGAGUGGGCGGCUGAAAGACGGUGUCACGGCGUUUUGCUUGCCAUCCAUCCGGUGGCGUUGUGAUGUUUGGGGAAGUUUUUGUCUGCGUGCCGUCGACUCGCGCGCUGCGCCCCUUUCUUGUCUUUGAUGGCGCUUCUCGGGC
Messenger RNA from Purpureocillium takamizusanense, 2917 nucleotides. RefSeq names its product Microtubule-nucleating Tub4p (gamma-tubulin) complex component (gene SPC98). The transcript has 2 exons. Gene Ontology annotation, cellular component: spindle pole; equatorial microtubule organizing center; centrosome. The coding region runs from base 159 to 2771 and encodes 870 amino acids. Gene Ontology annotation, molecular function: microtubule minus-end binding; gamma-tubulin binding. The record is from RefSeq and is a predicted model, not a curated record. NCBI's taxonomy places the organism in Eukaryota, Fungi, Ascomycota, Sordariomycetes, Hypocreales, Ophiocordycipitaceae. Gene Ontology annotation, biological process: cytoplasmic microtubule organization; spindle assembly; microtubule nucleation.